CAGAGCUUUAAGAAGAUGCACAUUGGUAAAGCCUUAGCCGCGGCAAAGGAAGGUGAGUCUCAGAUGAUCGUGCUGAUGGGUUCUACUCUUUACUUAAAGAGCAUCGUCAUCAAUGGAGAUCCAUCUACAGAGCAUAAAGGCAAACUUACUUACCUUGACGAACAAGUCAAUAUAUCUAAGUUCUUUUACUGCGAGGGUUUAUUGCUAUGCAUCUUGAAAAAUGAUUCUAGGAUUGUGGUUUGGGAUCCGUAUUUGGGGCAACCAAGGUGGGUCGAACUUAGAUAUCAGCCAUAUGGAUCCAACGGUUUCUCUUAUGCUCUUGGAUACGAAGACAAGAAGAGCAUAUCUUGUCGUAGCCACAAGUUAUUGAGGUUUAUAGAUAGAUACUGCAAUGUACCCGAGAAGCAGUUUUUUUGGUAUGAGAUUUAUGAUUUUGAAUCUGGUUUAUGGACGACUCUUGAUGUCACUCCUCAUUGGCGUAUUAGUGAACCUGGCGUUUCUCUCAAGGGAAACACUUGCUGGUGUGCUGCUAAAAGGAACGAGGAUAUUGAAGAAGUCUUGGCUGAUUGCAUAAUCUGUUUCGAUUUUACAAGUGAGACAUUUGGUCCGCUCUUGCCUCUGCCAUUUAGUGGUGGGUAUCAUGACUAUACGACUUUAUCUUGUGUUAGAGAAGAGAAGCUUGCGGUUUUACUUCAGCACGAUGAAUCAAAUCCAUAUGAGCUUGAUAUAUGGAUUACAACUAAGAUUGAGACUGAAGAGGUGCUGUGGAGCAAGUUCUUGAGAGUGGAAACUGAUGGAUUUGAUAGUUAUGUUCCAUUUAUAACAGGAAGCUUCUUCAUUGAAGAGGAGAAGAAACUCGCCAUUGGUUUUGAUGACCAUCAUCGCCACAAUGUUUUCGUCAUUGGAGAGGCUAAAUACCUUAGGGUAUUGGAUCUCGGGCGAGAGUUUGAUGACAAAGAAUCUUGGCCAAAUCUGUGCUCUUAUGUUCCAAGUUUAGUGCAGAUCAAGCAACCUGCAGGAGGGGAAGGGAAACAACAAAGCGAUUUGGAAAGGCGUCGAUAUGAUGAAUACAUGUCGAGACUUGACUCACUUUUAGCGGAUUGGUAAUGAGCAACAUGUUGGAGGAAGGAAGCAAAA
This is a messenger RNA of Capsella rubella, 1137 nucleotides long. Its product is annotated as F-box/kelch-repeat protein At4g33290. The record is from RefSeq and is a predicted model, not a curated record. NCBI's taxonomy places the organism in Eukaryota, Viridiplantae, Streptophyta, Magnoliopsida, Brassicales, Brassicaceae. The coding region runs from base 16 to 1107 and encodes 363 amino acids. The transcript has a single exon.